UUAACAUUUAACUAUUAAAACACGAUGCGAUAUGUAUCAUUUCUGGCCGCGCCAGUACUAUAUCGUAUGCAUAUUACCGACAUAUGAAAAUUAAAGUAUCCAAUAUUUAUAUUCAGUAGUUCAUAUUUUCUAUGUUUUUCUUCCAAAUUCCAUAAGCCAAGGAUCUUCUUAUAUGAGAAAAGAGUUCAGAUAAAGGCAAUGCAUCCAUGAAUAUCACUUUCAGUCAUAGUCAACUAACCAUUAAACUACCUAUACACUUUUGUAUAUAUCCAAGUCCCUAUAGGUAAUCAACCAUGAGAACUUCAUAUAUCUGCAAUCUGAAAAAGAUUGCAGUCUCAAUUUUCAUCCUCUCUUCCACCAUCUCCACAUUUGCAUCCGCCUCAUCCCCUCCCUCUGAAUCACCUGCAGCAAACGACGAACUCAUAUGUCACACUGACAACCCAGCCGAGUGCUACCCCAAAGUCUUCUCACCCACAGAAGAAUUUCAAAUCUUACACGAUGACCAGGAUCUUCCCCCAGGUUUACACGUGCAGCUCGAUGUCCAGACCGGCCAGAAACAGGCCAAGCUCAACAACCCCAAUGAGGGAAACCCCGCUCUCGAGGGUUUACCCGUGGACAGAUCAGUGGUAGUCGUAGACUCCGAGACAUCUCAGGACGAUCACAAGCCUCCCCUACCCCCCGGCGCACCCGCCUACGAACCUGUAGGCGUGGUAAAGGCCCCGAAGGAGAAGAACGAGGGCUUCACGCAAGCCCUCGAGACCGUCAAGAACUCCCACUCCGUCCAGUCCUCGGAACUCGACCAGGCCCUCCAGGACCUAGAGGAUCUGUCCCACGACAUGUACUACGGGCUGCAGAUCGCCGGGGACGUCGAAACCCUGCAAGCCCUCCUCUGCCUCCUGACCAAGCAGGACAGCAGCACGGAGCAGGCCGAGGCGGACCAAAAGCGGCCGCUAACCGAACGCCCCGGCUUCGUCGCCUCCUCCAUCCUCGCCUCCGCCAUCCGCAACAACAAGCCCGCCCUCCAGGCCGUCGAAGGCGCGUGGGAUGUCAUCGCCGGGAAACAGUGCGCCGGCGCGCGCUCCCUCAAGGCAGAGCUCUACGCGAACUUGGAGCCCACCACCGACCCCGCGAGCGCCGCCGAGGCCGCAGAAGCGUACUCCACGCGCUUGCAUCUUACCGUCCUCGACGGCCUCCUCCAGAGCCCCAAGAUCAAGGCCGAGUUCCUCGCGAACGACGGCAUGCAGCGCUUCCUGCAGAUCCUGCUGCGCAAGGAGGCUGUCUGGGACGCGAGGAAGGCGAAGGUCGCGCGCAUCGUGUCGGAUAUUUUCCUCGAUGAGGAGGUCGGUGCUGUGCUGGGUGUCUGGCCUAGUAGUGGUGAUGGUGGUGAUGGUGGUGGUCAGGAGGACGCGGGCGUUUGCGCGAAGGAGGGAGACCCCAAGGCUUUGGGGGAGGGGUGUUGGGAGUACCAUUUGGAGGUUAUAGGAAGGGAUCCGAAAGAUGCGGAGUGGAGCGGCCCGUUGCUGGAGAGGUUGAGGGAGAGGAGGAGAGGGGGGAGGGAGAGGGAUGAGCUUUGAGUUUUGGGGGUUAUUAUACUAUAAGAAGCUUGGAAGGUACCUAGAUACAUACAAGAAUAAAUACAGUACCUAAUCG
Messenger RNA from Hypoxylon fragiforme, 1650 nucleotides. RefSeq lists its product as uncharacterized. Bases 294 to 1574 code for a protein of 426 amino acids. The record is from RefSeq and is a predicted model, not a curated record. Gene Ontology annotation, molecular function: adenyl-nucleotide exchange factor activity. Lineage: Eukaryota; Fungi; Ascomycota; Sordariomycetes; Xylariales; Hypoxylaceae. Gene Ontology annotation, cellular component: endoplasmic reticulum. The transcript has 2 exons.